AUGUCUUUGAACAAUUCGAUAGCCUCGAAUGUCCUCAAAAAGCUGGGAGACCAGGCUGGCAGCAUGAAAACUCUCGUUUCUCUAGUGCUUGAGAGAUUACAAAAGGCCAUGGCGAAAUUUCCAAGGAUCCCAGGCGCUUUGGGCUUGACCAAGGUUCUUGUCGCCUUCUCGGCCAUUUACACACUAAACAAGGCACUCACUCAUCGUGUGGUGGGCGGCAGAGAUGCCAAAAAUGCCUUCAAGCGGGGCGAAGAGAUCAUUCUCAUCACCGGCGGCAGUAGCGGCAUGGGACUGGUCAUGGCUGAAAUGUUUGCUAAGCAGGGCAUCAAGGUGGCAGUCAUUGACAUCAACGGCCCCAAGGGCACACUGCCCGCCGGAGUCAAGUUCUACCAGGGCGAUGUGACCUCGCCCGAGUCCCUGCAUAAAGCGGCAGAGUCGAUUCGCUACGACUUGGGACAUCCGUCGGUCAUCAUCAACAAUGCCGGCCUUCUCAACCUUGGCAGCAUCAUCAAUAUUGAUCCGGCCAAAGUUCAGCGCCUGCUCAACGUCAAUGUCACGGCUCUCUUUCUGGUAUCCAAGGAAUUUCUGCCGGCCAUGGUUGAGCGCAACCACGGUCACGUCGUGACCAUUGCGAGUAUGGCGAGCUAUGUUGCCAUUGCUGGCAUGGUCGACUACGCCGCAUCCAAGGCAGCGGCUCUCGCCUUCCACGAGGGCCUUACACAGGAACUGAAACACAGAUACGAUGCCCCUAGGAUCAGAACUACUGUCGUAAAUCCAUCGUGGGUGAGGACUCCCAUGACCGCCGAGAUCGCCAGGCACGCAACGAUCAAAGGCCCAAUGAUAGAGCCCGAUACCGUGGCGUCGGCUGUCGUGAAGCAAGUCAUUAGUGGUCGCGGCGGCCAGCUGAUGCUGCCUUGGGACAUCUCAUACCUGGCAAGUCUCAGAGGCUUUCCUAUAUGGCUACAAGAAUACUUCAGGAGCACCAAUGCAGGGAUCCUUCACUGGACACAUGUUUAG
Pestalotiopsis fici W106-1 is the source of this 1017-nucleotide messenger RNA. RefSeq lists its product as uncharacterized. Gene Ontology annotation, molecular function: oxidoreductase activity, acting on the CH-OH group of donors, NAD or NADP as acceptor. Bases 1 to 1017 code for a protein of 338 amino acids. The record is from RefSeq and is a predicted model, not a curated record. NCBI's taxonomy places the organism in Eukaryota, Fungi, Ascomycota, Sordariomycetes, Amphisphaeriales, Sporocadaceae. The transcript is spliced from 2 exons.